Vanessa atalanta (red admiral) is the source of this 1240-nucleotide messenger RNA. RefSeq names its product vacuolar protein-sorting-associated protein 36 (gene Vps36). Gene Ontology annotation, cellular component: late endosome membrane; ESCRT II complex. NCBI's taxonomy places the organism in Eukaryota, Metazoa, Arthropoda, Insecta, Lepidoptera, Nymphalidae. Gene Ontology annotation, biological process: protein transport to vacuole involved in ubiquitin-dependent protein catabolic process via the multivesicular body sorting pathway. The record is from RefSeq and is a predicted model, not a curated record. Gene Ontology annotation, molecular function: ubiquitin binding; phosphatidylinositol-3-phosphate binding. The transcript has 8 exons. Bases 11 to 1216 code for a protein of 401 amino acids.
CUUAAAAGCCAUGGAUAGAUUUGAGUAUAUAGAAGCGCGCCUAUUUGAAGGUGAAAACUAUCUUAAACGUGAUAAAAAUGUUAAAAUCUAUGAUGGAGAUGAUAAGACACAAUUCGUUGAUGGUGAAGUAGUGCUUACGACACACAGAAUUCUUUGGGGCAAGCCAGGUGACAUACCUAAAGGAUUAGUGUGUUUGUCUUUACAUUUAUAUUACAUAUUUUGUAUGGAAGAAGAAAGUGGUGGAAUGUUUGGUCUUGGUGGUCCAAAACGAAUUAUAUUACAUCUAGGACCUACAAUCCCAGGUAAGAGGCCGGGCCCAGCAGUAGUGAGCCCAUACCAUUUUAUAAAAUUUUCAUUUAAGGAUGGUAUUGAUAAUGCCUUCUAUAAGGCUCUAAGUGAAGCAGUAGCUGCUAAAGCUUGGGAGAGAACCCAGCAAGUAUCUACUUCGAGUAACUUGCCUGCAUCAAAUUCAACCCCAAAGCCUUCUGUAACACCAAUUAAUUCUAAAAUCCGCUCUGGCAUUGUUGGUAUAGAAAGAAGUAUAGAAGAACAACACAGGGCUACUGAUCAGAGUAUUAGUGUGGCAUUUCAGGAUUUGAAAAAAUUAAUGGAAAAAGCUAAGGAAAUGGUUACUGUAUCUAAGACAAUUUCAUCAAAAAUAAGGGAGAAACAAGGAGAUAUCUCGGAAGAUGAUACUGUUAGGUUUAAGUCUUACCUUAUGAGCUUGGGUAUUGAUGAUCCUGUAACGCGAGAUACAUUCAGGUCAGAUUCAGAAUAUUAUAUGGGCCUAGCGCAACAGAUAUCUGAUAUGAUGGUGGCAGUUUUAAUCGACUGUGGUGGUAUAAUGUCUUUAGCAGAUGUAUGGUGCAGAGUAAAUAGAGCAAGAGGCUUGGAACUUAUAUCACCUGAAGAUUUACUGAAUGCUUGCAAGUUGUUACAAAAUGUUGACUCGCCCAUGUCAUUACGUAAAUUUCCCAGUGGUGCUUGUGUACUACAGCUUAAUAGUAACAGAGAUGAAGAAAUAGCAAAAGCUACUAGUCAAUUGCUUGAAGAGAAUGGGUUCCUUACUCCAGUGAAGCUGUCUCAAAUUGCAAAUGUUUCCGUCCUUCUCGCACGCGAGCGCCUCUUUACGACUGAAAGUCUAGGCUUGGCAUGUCGGGAUGAAUCAAUUGAAGGUUUAGCUUUUUACCCUAACAUGUUUCUUACAAAAGCAUAAUUAAAUAUAUAUAUUUUAUCUAAA